Molecule: messenger RNA, 1110 nt
Organism: Linum tenue
Lineage: Eukaryota; Viridiplantae; Streptophyta; Magnoliopsida; Malpighiales; Linaceae
Source: the annotation of a GenBank genome assembly
AUGCACAGAAGAACAUCGUCUCUCCGCUCGUAUUUGUGCGGCAAAACUGAUGAAUCCGCGCUUCGAUUUCAGAACUCGGGUUCAAUCUGGGUUUCGAAGAAGCAAAUCUCAAGCGGGGGAAGGAGGCCGAAGAAGAAGAUAUACGGACGAGACCACAACCUCGACAAGGUAAUGGACUUGCAGAAGAAACCGUCGCUGAUCCUGCACGUGGGCGGCGGUUCCGAUAGGACUCCGCCUUUUGUUACCCUGACCGAGAAAGCUGCAAAGAUCGCAAGCGAAGAGCCCGAAGCCAGGUUGUUGAUGGAGCCAAUUUUAGUUAGAAAUCUGAGGAAGCUGUUAAUGAUGUCGGCUGAUUGCAGGGUGCCAUUAGAAAAGGUGGAGCUCAUUGGAAAUGAAUUAGGUUUGCCUCUGGAUUUCAGGGAAUCGUUAGUUCCAAAAUACCCGGAGUUCUUUUCGGUUAAAGAUGUUAACGGGAAAGCUUGUCUUCAUUUGGAGCAUUGGGAUUCUUCCUUGGCAGUAACUGCCCGGGAGGAAAGAUUGGAACUUGAAGGAGUUCCAGCUUCUAACCCAUCUCGGAAACAGGUUAGAAUAUCCAGAGAUGGCAACUACUCAGGUCCAUUCGCUUUCCUCAUGCAAUUCACUGCGGGUUUCAGGCCGAACAAUAGUUUCCUGGAAGAGCUUGAGAGAUGGCAGAGAUUGGAUUUCCCUUCACCAUAUUUGAAUCCCAGGACGUUUGAAGCCGCUGAUCCCAAGGCGAGGAAGCGUGUGGUGGCAGUGCUUCAUGAGCUGCUUAGCCUGACCAUGGAAAAGAGGAUGACAUCUUCACAGUUGGAUGCAUUUCAUUCCGAGUAUCUAUUGCCAUCAAGGUUGCUGCUUUGUUUGAUCAAGCAUCAUGGUAUCUUUUACAUCACGAAUAAAGGUGCAAGAAGCACUGUCUUCCUAAAGGAAGCUUAUGAUGGCACUAAGUUAAUUGCUAAGUGCCCAUUACUGUCGCACAUUGACAAGUUUGUAGCACUUAGUGGCCGUCGAGUGCUCGAUUCUUGUAAUCAGAUUGCUUCUUCACCAAUUUCCAGUCGUAAUUAUAGCUCGUCUUCUCAUCUACAUGAUUGA